Messenger RNA from Cordyceps militaris CM01, 2223 nucleotides. RefSeq names its product NADPH oxidase isoform 2. The transcript is spliced from 6 exons. Lineage: Eukaryota; Fungi; Ascomycota; Sordariomycetes; Hypocreales; Cordycipitaceae. Gene Ontology annotation, cellular component: NADPH oxidase complex; plasma membrane. Bases 1 to 2223 code for a protein of 740 amino acids. The record is from RefSeq and is a predicted model, not a curated record. Gene Ontology annotation, biological process: defense response; superoxide anion generation. Gene Ontology annotation, molecular function: superoxide-generating NAD(P)H oxidase activity.
AUGGCGCCUCCUCCCUCGUUCAUCUCCGCAACAAAGCAAUAUCGAAAAAAAAUCGAACGAGUCGGAAGCUCUGCAAUUCUCUUUGAUAAUUCCGUCAAGAGAGUACACAAGAUACACGAUACGGACCACGGCCAUUCGUACAUUUCCAAAGGUCCAUAUGACUGGAAAGCUGGAAACACUUUGCAUGCGACUGAAGCGCAAACGAGCCGCAAAAGAUGGGAUGACGGGGUCCGGGCAGCAGGGACCGAGCGUGCUAUCCUGAUGCAACAAUACUCUGGCUCCGCGACGCUGGCCCUUGGGUGCCACCACGACAACACCAAAGGCUCUGCCCUUUUCUUCUUUGGUCGGCGACUCGCGUUACCCGUCGACGACGUCGGUGGAUUCAUUAUUUCCCAAUUAAUUUACUUUUUAUUCUUGAUUCAAAAAGAGAGUUUCCUUUAUACCAGUAUUUCCGACAAGCUCGCGGGCUUUUCCGCUUCAUUCUGCACCGGCCCAGGCCGUUUCCUUCUCACAUCACCUCCUAUCCGACUCAACACAGCCUUCGCCAUGAAUGCCAGCUAUGAACGACCCGAGAGGUCGCGAGGCACGCCCCUCACCCGCAUGCUCAUGAACGGCGAGGUGUCCAUGGAAAAACAGCUCGACCUGACAUCAAGAGAAAAGUUUGACCGCUGGAUGAUUAACGAGGGCUAUCGAAGAUUCUUCGUCUUCGUUUUUAUCCUUGCCCAUGGCCUCAUCUUCGCCUUUGGCUGCGUCCACUAUGGUCUCAAGGACUCCCUCGCGGGCCCGCGCGGCAUCUUUGGCUUCACCUUUACUGUGGCCCGCGCCUCGGCCCUGGUGCUGCACGUCGACGUCGGCAUCGUGCUCUUUCCCGUGUGCCGGACGCUCGUCUCGCUCAUGCGGCAGACGCCCCUCAACGGCGUCAUCCAGUUCGACAAGAACAUCACCUUUCACAUCACGACGGCUUGGUCCAUUGUCUUUUGGUCCUGGGUGCACACCAUUGCCCACUGGAACAACUUUGCCCAGGUCGCGGCCAAGAACAACCUGGGCUUCUACGGCUGGCUGCUCGCCAACUUUGCCUCGGGCCCCGGCUGGACCGGCUACGUGAUGCUGCUCGCUCUCAUGGGCAUGGUUGUUACGUCGCUUGAGAAGCCGCGCCGCGCCAACUAUGAGCGCUUCUGGUACACGCACCACAUGUUCAUCGUCUUCUUCUUCUUCUGGUCCCUGCACGGCGCCUUUUGCAUGAUCCAGCCCGACGUUGCGCCUUUUUGCACCAGCAUCGGUGCCUCGGCCAUUGGUGUCUUUUGGCAGUUUUGGAUGUACAGCGGCUUCUGCUACCUGGCCGAGCGCGUCGCCCGCGAGAUCCGCGGUCGCCACAAGACGUACAUUUCAAAGGUUAUCCAGCACCCGAGCCAGGUCUGCGAGAUUCAGAUCAAAAAGGAGCACACCAAGACGCGUGCCGGCCAGUACAUCUUCUUCUGCUGCCCCGCCGUCUCGCUCUGGCAGUAUCACCCCUUUACUCUCACCAGCGCCCCCGAGGAGGACUACAUCUCCAUCCACAUGCGCUGCCAGGGCGACUUCACUAUGGCCGUGUCGGCCGCGCUCGGCUGCGAGUGGGGUAAAAAGGGCGACACGAGCAAGGUCGUCGGCGUCGAGGCCGCUGAUGCCUCCAACGGCGUCGAUCCAGCCCUGCGCCGCGUGCUCCCGCGCGUGUACAUUGACGGCCCCUUUGGCUCCGCCUCUGAGGACGUCUUCAAGUAUGAGGUGUCGGUACUUGUCGGCGCGGGCAUCGGCGUGACGCCGUUUGCCUCGAUCCUCAAGUCCAUCUGGUACCGCAUGAACUACCCGCAAAAGAAGACGCGCCUGUCCAAGGUCUACUUUUUCUGGAUCUGCCGCGACUUUGGCUCUUUCGAGUGGUUCCGCUCGCUGCUCAUGGCCGUCGAGGCGCAGGACGUCGAGCACCGCAUCGAGAUCCACACGUAUCUCACGGCCAAGAUCAAGAGCGACGACGCGACCAACAUCAUGAUCAACGACGCCGAUGCCGAAGCCGACGCCAUCACCGGCCUGCGUAGCCCUACCAACUUUGGCCGCCCCAACUGGGACAUGAUCUUCAAGGGCAUCCGCAAGCUGCAUACUCCUGGCGAGGCGGGCGUCUUCUUUUGCGGCUCCAAAGGUCUGGGCAGCUCCCUGCACGUCUACUGCAAUAAGUAUUCCGAGCCUGGGUAA